This is a messenger RNA of Pseudogymnoascus verrucosus, 1461 nucleotides long. RefSeq lists its product as uncharacterized. NCBI's taxonomy places the organism in Eukaryota, Fungi, Ascomycota, Leotiomycetes, Thelebolales, Thelebolaceae. Gene Ontology annotation, molecular function: transmembrane transporter activity. The transcript is spliced from 4 exons. Gene Ontology annotation, biological process: transmembrane transport. The coding region runs from base 1 to 1461 and encodes 486 amino acids. The record is from RefSeq and is a predicted model, not a curated record. Gene Ontology annotation, cellular component: membrane.
AUGAAGUCGAUGGAUCCUUCCCCACCAACAGCGGGAGAGCUUGGCACUUCCUCGCCCCCCUCUCUAACCACGCCAGCGCCUGACAGCAUUGACGAGAAAAUGGCCAACAUAGAAAAGGAGGCGGCCACGUCCAUUUCAACGGCGCAACCACAAGAUCACGAUCAAGAUGCUGAACCUGCUCGGGAAAGAUGGAAUUCCUCAUCCACAAAUAUCACUCGUUACCUUCAGACUCUCCUGGCCUUCCUGGUCAUGGGCGUGAGCGAUGCCUCUCUCGGAGCUUUACUUCCAUACAUUGAGGAAUAUUACAAGAUCAACUACACUAUUGUAGCUUGCAUGUUCCUGAGCCCCUUCGCCGGCUACACCCUCUCCGCGUUCAUGAUAAGCAAAAUCCACAUGCGCUUCGGCCAAGUUGGAAUCGCUGUUAUUGCUCCAAUCUGCAAGAUCAUUGCCUAUGUCAUCACCUGCGUUCACCCACCCUUUCCAGUCAUCCCCGUCUUUUUCGUCUUGACCGGUCUCGGAAAUGGCCUCGAAGACGGAGCCUGGAACGCGUGGGUGGGCAACAUGGAGAAUGCCAACGAGUUGAUGGGCAUCCUGCACGGCGCAUACGGACUUGGUGGUGCCAUUGGCCCCUUGAUCUCGACCGCUAUGGUCACAAAAGGAGGUCUGCACUGGUACACCUGGUACUACGUUAUGGUUGGAUUCGCAGUCCUCGAGAUCAUGCUAGGCUACUACGCCUUCCGCUCGGCAACCGGCAGCGUCUACCGCGCCAAACACCCCGUCUCCACCACCGGCCCGCCCGAGUCCCGCACCCGCGAAGCCCUCAAAUCCAAAAUCACCUGGCUCGUCGCCGUCUUCCUGCUCGCCUACGUCGGCGCCGAGGUCGCGCUGGGGGGUUGGAUCGUGACGUUCAUGCUGCAGAUGCGACAGGGCGAGCCGUUCGCCUCGGGAAUGGUAGCUACGGGCUUCUGGCUCGGUUUAACUGCCGGCCGUGUUGUGCUUGGUUUCGUGACGGGGCGCAUUGGGGAGAAGCUCGCUGUGGCGCUUUAUCUCGCCCUGAGCGUGGGCUUGCAGCUGCUCUUCUGGCUGAUUCCCAGUUUCGUUGCCUCGGCCAUUUUCGCGGCAUUCCUAGGCUUCUUCCUAGGGCCCCUAUUUCCGGCUGCUAUCAUGGUUGCGACGAAGCUUCUGCCACCGCGUCUGCACGUUAGUGCUAUUGGGUUCGUGGCUGCGUUUGGUAGCUCGGGAGCGGCGGUGUUUCCGUUCGUUGUUGGGGCGAUUGCGCAGGCGAAGGGGGUGUGGGUGUUACAACCUUUCGCGCUGGCGUUGCUGGGGGUUAUCUUUAUUUCGUGGGUUGUGUUGCCGGGUGGGUUUAAGAAGUCGGGGCUGGAUGAGGAGCAGAAGAAGGUGCUUAAGAUUGAGAAGGAGAGGGGGACGAUCGGGUCGGGAUCUGAGGCGGUUGUUUGA